This is a messenger RNA of Onychostoma macrolepis, 1144 nucleotides long. RefSeq names its product S100 calcium binding protein Z (gene s100z). Lineage: Eukaryota; Metazoa; Chordata; Actinopteri; Cypriniformes; Cyprinidae. The record is from RefSeq and is a predicted model, not a curated record. The coding region runs from base 273 to 821 and encodes 182 amino acids. Gene Ontology annotation, molecular function: calcium ion binding. The transcript is spliced from 6 exons. Gene Ontology annotation, cellular component: cytoplasm.
UGGCUUUCCUAAGUUCUGGAUCUAUGAGAAGCUUCCUUGUACUUACCUCUUGUUCGCCUCCCCCAUGUCUGUCUCUGCCAUCGUCAUCCCCUGUACAGCCAUCACUGAGGUGUCUGUUCUCCAGCGUAUUCCAAGUAUCUCUGUUUGGACUCUCAUUCUGCCGGCACCCAUUCACUGCAGAGGAUCCAUUGGUGAGCAAGUGAUGGAAUGCAAAUUCUCCAAAUCUGUUCCAAUGAAGAAAAAAACUCUUGUAUAUCUUGGAUGACCUGAGGAUGCACAGUCAAAGCCACUACAGCUUGACGGAGGUUUCAGCUUGGCUGAAUUGCUGGGAAGAGCCUUCAGGAACACCGGGAUUAGCUGUCCGGUUCUGUAGCUGCUCAAGUUGCUCAUCGUCAUCUGGUUGCAGUUAUUCAAAAACAACUUCAUCCACUCCUGAAAACAGUUUGUUCACCAACACACAGAACUUCACUUCUCAGCUCUCAACGAGGUGCUCUGCAGCAGUAAUGCCCAGUAAACUGGAGGGAGCCAUGGAUGCGCUCAUCACCGUCUUUCACAACUACUCAGGGAGCGAGGGAGACAAAUACAAACUCAGUAAAGGAGAGCUGAAGGAACUUCUCAACAGCGAACUCACCGACUUCCUCACGUCUCAGAAGGACCCCCAUCUAGUGGAAAAGAUCAUGAAUGAUCUGGACUCCAACAAGGAUAAUGAGGUCGACUUUAACGAGUUUGUGGUGCUGGUGGCGGCGCUGACGGUUGCAUGCAAUGACUUCUUCCAGGAACAACAGAAGAAGAAAGGCAAAGAUGAAAAGAAAGGCAAAUGAAACGGAUGCAUGAAAGUACCUGCACGUGUAAUGCUCUAUGAUGCGUUAAACCGUUUAUGAACCAGACCACAUGUCCUUAUGUUAGCCGUUUACUGUCAAUCCUUGGUUUGUAUCGAAAGAAAACUGACCAUUAAAUAACAAUGAUGUAUGAAUUUCAUUUGUUUCAAAUGUUUUUUUUCUGAAAUGAAAGGAUGUACUUAUAAACUGAAAGCUGGACUUUAUUAUCAUAUAUCUGUAGAAUACAGUGGAUCUGAUAGAUGUCUAUAUCGUCUGCUUCUAUGUUCCUUAUAUGUUUUUUUCAUUCAUUAAAUCAUAAAACCUAA